CUUCAAGUAGUGAACAUGAUGUCUGUCUUAGCUCAACGAAAGAUUUCCUUCCUAAUUGAUGAUCUUCUACGAGAUACCGCUSAGCAGGAGAAUAAGCUGCCCGCUGACACGCCCGCAGUUGUAACCACUGGGUUUCCACGAUAUUGCUUCCCUCCAAAGAACUUGAGUCGCUGUGAGUCUGCACUUGAAUCAUCGAGAGAUGAAGAUCCACUGAGUCGAAUGGAUUCCGUUAGUUCUUCACCUGACAGCGAUACCGAGUCUUCUAAAGAUUCGUCCGAACCGUCAGACAAUUGCGACAACACUAACAACGGCAACAAAUCUCGCCCAUCCUUCUCAUCCCAUCAAGUUGACACGCUCAAGUCCAUCUUCGCCUACAAACACUACCUCGGCAAAGCCGAACGUAAGAAGUUAGCCGCUGACCUCAACAUGACUGACGAGCAAGUGAAGACCUGGUUUCAGAACAAGAGAACCAAGCUGAAGAAAAAGAUGUUUGCUCAAGUUGACGAGCACUACGCAAAGAUGCUGUAUUUUAGAGACCUCGUUAGUAGUAUGCCACCAGAACAUCAACGAGAGUUUGGUUUCCAUAGUUAUCCUGAGUAUCCUGGCCUUAGUGGUAUGCCAAUUCCAUCUCCUGAUAGAACAGUUCCCAGUGGCAUGGCUUAUUAUUCAUAUUAAAUGUAAAAUGAUUGAGAUUAAAGAUGUAAUGAUUUGUUAAAGUGUUAAUAAAAUAUU
Molecule: messenger RNA, 732 nt
Organism: Exaiptasia diaphana
Lineage: Eukaryota; Metazoa; Cnidaria; Anthozoa; Actiniaria; Aiptasiidae
Product: homeobox protein vent1B
Exons: 3
Coding region: 16-675 (219 amino acids)
Biological process (GO): regulation of transcription by RNA polymerase II
Molecular function (GO): DNA-binding transcription factor activity, RNA polymerase II-specific; RNA polymerase II cis-regulatory region sequence-specific DNA binding
Source: RefSeq, a predicted model, not a curated record